Messenger RNA from Tetrahymena thermophila SB210, 2664 nucleotides. RefSeq names its product thioredoxin and glutathione reductase family protein. The transcript has 5 exons. Lineage: Eukaryota; Ciliophora; Oligohymenophorea; Hymenostomatida; Tetrahymenidae. The record is from RefSeq and is a predicted model, not a curated record.
UUUGAUUGGUCAUUUAUUAAAACAGCUGAUUCAUUCAAAAAUAGAGUUUAAUAAUUUAGGGUAAAUAGAAAUAUAAUUUUUAUUCAAUAAAGUAUUGAGAGAGAUACAAAUAAGCGAAUGGCAGAAUUCACUUACCAUGAUUAUCUCUUGCACAAAGUUGUCUAACCUUAUUCAAUAAGAGGUUAAAACAGUGAAAGCGCUAACUUAAAGAGAAAUAUACCCCUUUAUAUGACUAGAUAAGCAGGGAAAGUGCGCGAAUAGCAUUAAGUUGAAUCAAAAAACAUAGUUACUAAAUAGGCUGUUUAACCACCCCAGGUUUUUCUUGAUUCUUAGUUUGAAAAACUUUAGCAAUAGCAAGAAGGUUUAUAUCAUAGAAAGCCUGGUAUAGAUACUAAUAUAGGGAUGAAUAGGACAGUGAAAUCUAUUUUUUAAAAUGAUGAUUUUAGUGAUAAAAAUGAUCCUAUUUUCAAAAACAUUAGAAAUAGGAUUUAAAAUGAAAAAUAUGUUGAUGAUUUUUAUGUCUUAACAGAAGGAGCACGUCCUAGAAACACUCAAAAAGAAGAAAAACUAUCAAUUGAAAAAGAGAUUAAGACUGUUUUGCAAGAAAAAGUUAAUGAAGACUAACUUAAAAAGCUUUACAGAAAGUACGUUUUAGAAACCAUGAAAAAAAAUAUUGCUCUGGAAAAGAAAAUGAGGAUGUUUGAAAAAGAGCAUGAAGUUAAAAUUGGUUCGUUGCAAUUAAUUGACAACAGGAAAAGUUCAUUAAAAAAUGUUCCUGAAGAUUAACAAAUAAUAGGAAAGUCAGCAAGUAUGGCUGCUAUAAAUGGUACUCACUCUCUUGUCUUAUAGAAUUCUUUUGAAUAAAAUCAGAAAAGCAGAAAACUGGAGUCUUUUAUAGACCCUUCUAAGGUUUUUGGGCAAGAAACAAUGUCUUAACUAAAAGAUCUUGAAUAAGACAGACCAAACCAAAAUAAAAAUAAAUUGCAAUAAUCUAAAUAGGCUAUUAAUUUUAAGUAGAGACUAAGUGGAUUAAAGUUAGAUUUUUCUAACAAACCAUAAAUGAAAGAAACAUCAAAGUAAACUUAAGAAGCAAGCUCCUAAAUAAGCUCAUUUUAAACUCCUAUUGCUGCAAAUAAUUUUUAAAGCUAUAUAUAAAAGCAGGAUUCAUUUGAGCAUGAUGAGGAAGAAACUGUUGAACAGUAUUAAAUGAAAUAACUACAAAAACUUUAGGAAAUAAAUAAAAAGUAACAACAAUACAAAUACAAUAAUAAAGAAAGUGAGAAAGCUCAUAUAAAAAAUUUAUGUAAUUACUUCGAUCUAAGCUUGCAAAAACUGCUUAAUUUAGAAGAUAAAAAGCAAUUGAAGCAGAAUAAUGUGAAAAAAUUAGCAGAAAUUACUUUAGAGAGUGAAGGAGAUUCUGAAUAAGAAGAACAUUUUGAUGAUAUUGAAGGAUUAGAUGAUGAUAGUAUGAUAAUCGAUAAGAAUGACAAUACCUAAGAUUUAGGAGGCAGCUAGCAAAACUAGCAGGAAAAAUUUAAGAUAAACAAGGAGCUAAUAUAGUGCAAAUAAAGAGAAGAAGAGGUGUUAUUUGAAAGAAUAAAGUAUGAAAAUGAAUAAAAUAUCAUAAAUGAAUAGGAUGAAAAGCUAAUUAAAAGUAUAAUUAAUUUAGAAAAUAAGCAAGCAAUAUUCUAGAAGUAUGUCCAAAAAAAGAAAAGGCAACUCUAAUUAUAAAAUUUGCUCAACUUAAAGGAGCAGUAAAUGAAAAAAUAAUUUUAAAACUCUGUCUUUACUAGCUCAAGCCCAUUUAAGAGCAAGCAGACUUAAAAUACCAAGCAGAGUGAAUUAAAAAACUAAUCAAUUUAAAGUUUAUCUAACAUGAAAAUCUAGAAUGAAAUUUCUCAACCAGAAGACUUUGUUAAAACUAAUGUUUAGCUAGGAAGAUAAACAUCAUAUAAAAUGUAAAAUGGAAAACCUGUGCAUGAAUAGUCUGUUAUUUCCUUUUUAAAAUCAGAUCUUAAAAUAUUAGAUUCACCAAAGUCUAAAAUUUAUAAACCUUUUAACAGAACAACAAAGCAAUAGGAUUUAAUUACUUAAGGAAGUGAUACUUCUUCUAAAAAGUUAAAUCUUGUAAGAUUAACUUAACUAUCAGCUCCAAAAUAUGCUAAUUAAUAAUUCAUGGAUCAGGUAACAAGAAAAGAUAGUUUUGACUUGUUUAGUACCUAGGCCACAUCAGGAAGAAAACCUUUUUAUAGUACUAAUUACUCAACUUUAAAGAAAAAUAAAGAUAGAAAUAUUAGCAAAAGUUAACAAAUAGAUUUUUACACUUAAAAAAAAAUAAACUAGGCUGAAAUUGAUUAAAUGAAAUUAAAUUUUUUAAACUUUUUUGAUAGCUGUUUUGAUAAAAAGCAUUAAUUUGAAGAAGAAAAAUAGAAACUUAGACUUGAAAUAAGUGAUUGGUAUUGCCAAAAUUAAUAACAACUCACAAAGUUGUCAAAUUAUACAGGCCCGAAGCUAUCUACUCUUUCUUAAGAGUUCAAGUAGUUUAUUGAAUAAAAGAACUUUAAAAAGAAGCUAUUUAACUAUUUAAUAAACACAAUGGAAUAAAAAGAUAGACAAAUGGCUAUUUAUUUAUAUAAAUAAGAUAGAUAAUUAGAUGACUUAUGA